This is a messenger RNA of Aspergillus novofumigatus IBT 16806, 2457 nucleotides long. RefSeq names its product class I SAM-dependent methyltransferase. The transcript has 10 exons. NCBI's taxonomy places the organism in Eukaryota, Fungi, Ascomycota, Eurotiomycetes, Eurotiales, Aspergillaceae. The record is from RefSeq and is a predicted model, not a curated record. The coding region runs from base 1 to 2457 and encodes 818 amino acids.
AUGAGCUCCUUCAGCAGCACUCCUGCUGGUUCAUUUCUGAGCCGCAUGGAGCCUAUACACGCGUACAUUGCAGGUGCCGGCUUCUUAGUUUGCGCACUUGUCGGUGUGGUUCUCAUGCUGGCAUCCCAGCACAAGAAGUUUGAUUACAAUCGCGGUAUCUUCACCUACCUCAGAUUCAUCUACGCAUCAUUCCUUAAGCCCCACAAGAAAGGUCUCAAUGGCCAGCAAGAUGCGCUAGAAAGCUUCUACAAGACUCAGGCUGGUGUAUAUGAUACCACUCGCAAGCGUCUUCUCUGUGGCCGCGAGGAUAUGUUGGGGCUUGCUGCCGCGCAAUUGAAGUACAAAGUUGAGAACAAAGAGCUCCAGGCUGGAAAGGCAAUCUGGGUUGAUAUUGGCGGAGGCACUGGCUACAACAUUGAGGCCAUGGCUGCUUUCCUACCCGUUACCCAAUUCUUCUCGCACGUCUACCUUGUCGACCUGUCUCCCUCUCUUUGCGAGGUUGCCCGUCAGCGAUUCGAGCGCCUAGGCUGGAAGAAUGUCACCGUCGUCUGCCAAGAUGCACGCUCUUUCCGCGCAGAUCUUAUCACCAUGAGCUACAGCCUGUCCAUGAUUCCUGACUACUACAGUGUCGUCGACUCCUUGACCGACCUCUUGAGGGCGUCUGGUAUCGUUGGUGUCUGCGACUUUUAUGUCCAAAGUAUCGUGGACGUUUCUGCCCGCAACUACAUUGGUGGUGCUUUCAAUCGUCACGUUAACUGGUUGGGUCGUGCCUUCUGGCGGGCCUGGUUCGAUGCGGACCGUGUCAGUCUGGAAGCGGCUCGCAGAGAUUAUCUCGAAUACCGCUUUGGAACCGUCAUCUCUGCCAGCGAGCGCAAUUAUCUUCUCGGCGGCAUUCCUUACUACAUCUUCGUUGGACGUCACAAGGAUCUUACAUCAAAUCUCUCCGGUCAGGAGACUAUCGAAAAGCUGGACGCCUCCUUUACUGAAUCGCCUUACCUUUCUCCCGCCAAUCACACCAAGGAGAUGGAGAAAGCAAUGGAGAGGAACGCUCAAGAAGUUCGUUCGAAAGCCUACGAGUCGGCCGUUAUCAAUCUGAGCGCGAACCUCCCUCUUCCCUCAUCAUUCUACCAGAACCACCACUGCCGCAUCUUCUACAAUGAUCUGCUGCCCAAGCACACGCAGUUCAAGAACGAGUACAUUUAUGCGUUCAACUGGGAAGACCCUCGCGUUGAUCACCGCCUCCUGGACAUCAAGCGGGAUGAUGUUAUCUUGGCUAUUACCAGCGCAGGAGACAAUAUCUUGGAUUACCUUCAGAAGAGUCCACGCAGAGUCCAUGCCGUCGACCUGAACCCUAACCAGAACCAUCUGCUUGAACUCAAGGUUGCUAGUUUCAUGGCUCUCGGUCAUCGCGAUGUCUGGAAAAUCUUUGGCGAGGGCAAACACCCCGAAUUCCGGGAACUUCUUAUUUCGCGUCUCAGCCCUCACCUCUCCAGCCAGGCAUUCCAAUACUGGCUUGAACACACUCAUAUUUUCACUUCCAAAUAUGGCCAAGGUCUUUAUGAGACCGGUGGCUCCCGACACGCCAUUAAGAUGGUUCGGUACCUGUUCAAGGUUUUCGGCCUUGAGGGUCAGGUGAAGAAGCUCUGCGAGGCGCAAACUCUUGCUGAGCAGCGUGAGAUCUGGCCAAAGAUUCGCGCCGUACUCAUGAGCAAGCCCCUUCACUGGGCGGUUGUCAGCACCGAAUGGUUCGCGUGGAAGGCCGCGGGCGUGCCUCGAAACCAGCGGAACAUGAUAGUUGACGACUACUUCAAGAGACUGGGCCUGACCAAGGACAUGAACCAAGGCAAGGAUAUCAGUGGCCGGUCGAUCUGGCAAUAUGUUGUCGACACACUGGACCCCGUCAUCAACGAAACAAUGAUCAGCAACGACAACUACUUUUAUUUCUUGUGUCUCCAGGGGCAGUUUUCGAGAAGAUGCCACCCCGCAUACUUGUCUCCCAAGGCACAUGUGAAGCUCUCUUUGCCCGGUGCAUUUGACGGCCUACGUAUUCACACAGAUGAGAUAAACGAAGUGAUCAAGCGGAUCACGCCUCGAAGCCUGACAAUCGCUGUGAUCAUGGACUCGAUGGACUGGUUCGAUCCCGAAGGCACAGAAGCAUCGAUCCAAGCCCAGAAACUCAACCACGCCCUGAAAAUGGACGGCCGUAUUCUCCUCCGCUCUGCCAGCAUCGAGCCUUGGUAUAUCAAGCAAUUCGAAGAGAACGGGUUCACAGCCCGUCGGGUCGGCGCCCGCUUCCCUGGCUCUUGCAUCGACCGUGUGAACAUGUACGCGUCGACGUGGAUCUGUACCAAGACCAAGGAGCUGGAACGCCCAACUGCCGGCCGGACGAUAUCGGCCUUGUCUUUGGGUGAUGGCAGCAGCAAGCGGUCUCAUAGUGUGGAGCACCUUGAGAUAUGA